AUGCCUCCGGGACACAAAGCCACAGUAGCUCAGCUUGAGACAUUCACACUCCCUGAGCGUGUUACGGGUAGCCCUGGUGAUCGUGCCAUGGGAAAAGCUUUGGUUGAUGCCUGGCGCCGAGAUGGUAUCCUCCAAGUCUCUAUGAAUGACAAGCAGCAACACAUCUUCAAUGAAGCCACAGCCUCAAGCAAGGCAUUUUUUUCCAAACCCCAUGAAGAGAAGGCUGCAUGUGUUGACUCUCAAAGCUACUCGGGCUACAUCGCCUCUGGCGAGGAAAUCACCGAUGGUAUCGCCGACUACUCAGAGAUCUUCACCGUCACUAAAGACUUGGAUCUCGCUGAACCCCGCGUUCGCGCAAAGUGGCCCUGCCACGGCCCGGCCCCGUGGCCCGACUACGAAAUGAAACAGCCCAUGACUACAUACAUGGACUACCUUGGAGAAAGUGGAGAGAAAUUGCUCCAGCUUGCUGAGCUGGGCCUGAAUGUUCCCGCCGGUUCCCUCACAAACCUGACUCAGGACGGCUGGCAUCACAUGCGUAUCCUCAGAUUCCCUCCUACCCACAACACCAACGGCAAGGGCAAGGCUGGACGUGGCAUUGGCUCUCACACAGAUUAUGGCCUGUUGGUCAUUGCUGCCCAGGAUGAUGUUGGUGGCCUUUUCAUCCGUCCCCCAUACGACGGUGAGCACUACGCAAACUGGGAAAGGAGCUCAGCUGGAAUGGCAGAGGAGGACGACCGGUGGCACUACGUGCCCCCUGUUCCCAACGUCUUCACAGUCUUCCCCGGUGAUAUCAUGCAGUACAUCACCAACUCCUAUCUGCCCUCUACCCCUCAUAAGGUCGGCUUGAACACCCGCGAUCGUUUCGCUUUCGCCUACUUCCAUGAGCCCAGCUUCCAGGCCGUUGCCAAGCCUCUUCCAGGGUACGAUGUCGGCCAGUCUCCCAAGGAGGGAAUCCACUACGGCACUCACUUUACCAACAUGUUCCUGAGGAAUUACCCUGAGAGAAUCACCACUAAGAGAAUGCAUGCGGAGAAUCGUCUUGCCCUCCUCGAGAGGGAGGAGCUCCGAGCCCAUUCUUCUCAACCGAAUACAACAGAUAGAGCUGUUGCAAAUGCUGGACAGCAGACUCAACAGGCUUCCUUAUAA
Messenger RNA from Colletotrichum fioriniae, 1146 nucleotides. RefSeq lists its product as uncharacterized. NCBI's taxonomy places the organism in Eukaryota, Fungi, Ascomycota, Sordariomycetes, Glomerellales, Glomerellaceae. Gene Ontology annotation, molecular function: 2-oxoglutarate-dependent dioxygenase activity. The record is from RefSeq and is a predicted model, not a curated record.